AUGGAUACAAGUCAAGAAGUUUAUAAAGACAUCGAUACUGAUGAAUCGUCACAUUCAGUAUUGAGUGUUAAAAAUGAAGCUUUAAUGCAGGAUGUCAAACAGUCUGUUGAUAUAGAAGAAGUUCAGGAUAUAACAGAUGGCAAUUCAUAUGACGAUAUUGAUUUUGACUUUUUACCUCGAGAAUAUAUUUCGAGAUAUACAAAACUUUCCGUGAAUUUUGACGUUAAUGUUUUUGAGCGAUCUGAAUCUGAGCCUAAACAAAGCACUAAUAAUGAUAGUGAUGAUUUGGUAAAUAUUGGGCUGAUCGAAAGUUAUGGGCGAAUUUUAGACGAAUGUUGUUGA
Funneliformis caledonium is the source of this 342-nucleotide messenger RNA. The record is from the annotation of a GenBank genome assembly. NCBI's taxonomy places the organism in Eukaryota, Fungi, Glomeromycota, Glomeromycetes, Glomerales, Glomeraceae.